Molecule: messenger RNA, 2310 nt
Organism: Leishmania major strain Friedlin
Lineage: Eukaryota; Euglenozoa; Kinetoplastea; Trypanosomatida; Trypanosomatidae
Exons: 1
Coding region: 1-2310 (769 amino acids)
Source: RefSeq, a predicted model, not a curated record
AUGCCACGUCGUCGCAGUGGUCGGUGCCCCUUCUCGCUGUCCACCUUUGCGUCCUGCUCGCAGCAUUGCCUUCGCUCUUCCCCUGCGGCGAUGCGCCAUGUGCAUGCUCGAAUAUGCCACUACAGCUCUUGCAAUCUUGUAGGUCGCCGCAUCUCAUAUAUGAGCUCAGGAAUCGCUGAAGUACCGACAAGCGGCACGCCGUGGGAGCGUCUCGUGCGCCUUGUCACUGGCCUUCCUUCGGCCGAGCAGCGAAGCUUCGCGCUCACGGCAACGGGCGCCCCCGCUUUGGUCAACGUAGCGGCUGUCCGUACUGCCCUUCCUGCAAUUCGUGAGCUAUGGUUGUCUGCCUACCACCCCGCCUUCGGUUGCGGUGAGGAGCGUGAUCGCGACGGCGCCAUCGCCUCUGCCGUCACCGCGUCCGACUUGGAUGCACAGCGGCAGCAGCACCAACUUCUCCCAGAAGAAGCAGAGGAGCUGCCGCUGUUUGUGCAAGCGCUAGGCCACCUCGCCGCUGCUCUCCACGAGUCGAUCGGAGAGGCGACUGAGGCAGCAGCAGCAGCGGUGGCGGCUGACGACGCCGACGCUGAUGCCCACCUUCUGAAGAUGCACGAGUGGCUCGUGGAGCUGCAGGCGCUCUUGCUCUUUAUCGGGCAGUACCACCUGCGCUUCCUGAUUCCAGCCACCUUUUUGCCUAAGCUGUCAUCCCUGGCUGUCUCACCCGUGCCGGAGACGCGCGCGGUCGACGGAAGCGGUGGCGCGAGCUGCAGCAGCGAGCUCGACCGACCAGUGGCCGCGAAACGGCGAGAGACGCAGGUCCGUGACGACUCAUCAGUGGGGCAGCUUGCGGAUGAGGCAAUUGCGAACCACACGAGUGCACCUCCGGCGGUCGUCAAAGGCAUCGUCCCCGGCGCCGCCUCCCUUCGCCGCCUGUUUCGCCACGCGCGCGAGCAUGUGCAGGACAUGGCGCCGCCGCUGCCGGCAGAGGAGCUUUUCCGCGUUGUGGUGCUGGUCGAGGCCGCGCGGACCAUCCUUGACGUGACGCAUCCUCCGCCGCUGGCGUCAGGUGUACGCGCGGAGGUGUACGGCGUGCUCUUGUCCGUCGUCAGCUCGAGUGAGCAGCUGUCGUCUACGACGCUUGCGUCGCUCGCCACGUGUCUGGCGCGAUGUGUCGAUAGCUAUGCGAUGCGCCAGCAGCUUUCGGCCGCUGCACGUGCGCCACAGGAGUCGGGCGCGGUGCUGGGGGACUGCGACGACGGUGGUGGCAUGCAGGUGCGCGGAGAGCGUUUUGCUGAUGCCGGCUGCGCAGCACUUUCUGCAUUUUUGCGGCGUGUCUCACACAACAUCGCCGCGUGCUCUGCAGGCACCUCUCUCACCAUAUCGCCCUCACCGAUUGAGCGGCAUGAGGCUGCACAGCUCAAUCGCCUCCGUGGCGGCCUCGACACUCGCCUGCGCCCUACCAGCGUCCUGCAUCACGUUCGCGUACUCGCGAACGUGAUGCAGCGCCGUGUCGCCCAAACGCUCUAUGACACGGAGUCCGAGCAUGGCGCUCACCAGAUACAGCAGGAGGCAGGGAAGUGCGGCGCCGACGGCGCAGAUGUCCCUGUCAGCAGCACCGGCGCCGCUCGCGUGGCAAAGGAAGCGAGGAUAGAGGCCGGCAUGCUGGGCAUACUCACGCUGGAGAAACUCAAAGCACGGGCAGGGACGACGUCGAGUGAGACUAGGCCGCUAACGGCGACCCAGCCGCGGCGGAAGCGUCGCACUGUGGCAGAGAUUAGGGCUGCUGCUGAGAGGGAUCGGGUGGAUGCGGGCAACUUCUCAGCGCAAGGUAACCCUGACGCUCCCUCUUCUCACGCGCCAAACGGAAGCGCUGCUCCACCUUCAUCCACGCCCUGCAGCGCCACAAGCGACACGACUCGAGUGUCCUUCACUGACCUCGCGGAGGUGUGUAGCGCCAUGGCAGCCAUCGGCUUUCGCGGCGACGACACCGCUGCAGAGGAGCCGAUGUGGCGGCACGCAGUCGAGUUCGCCUGUGCGGAGAUCGUCGCGACGGCGGAUGCUAGAGACGCAGCGGCUGCGGUGGCUCGUGCCGACAACGGAGAUGCUGCUGGCGUCGCGGCAGAUCGAGAGGCGGUGGUUCGUCAGACUUUGUUGGACGCGCGCGAUUUGUGCUUUGCACUCGAUCGGGUCGACUACACGCACGGCUACGAUCGCGUCAUGACGACGCUGGUGCGCUGCGGCUUCCUGCGCGAGCCGAUUCCAGCGCCCUCGGCUGCUCGGCGGUCCAUGAAGGACAUCCCGUCCUCCGUCUAA